Molecule: messenger RNA, 1176 nt
Organism: Metarhizium brunneum ARSEF 3297
Lineage: Eukaryota; Fungi; Ascomycota; Sordariomycetes; Hypocreales; Clavicipitaceae
Source: RefSeq, a predicted model, not a curated record
AUGUGGUUCGGUGCUGUUACCGUCUUGUCCGUGCUGCCAUGGCUGGCCUCGGCAGCACCCGUGACUGAUACCAAGCCCAAGAUUGACUAUGAUGCAAUCAUUGUGGGAGGCGGUCCGUCUGGGCUGGCUGCUCUGAGUGCCUUGGCACGUGUUCGUCGCAAUGUCCUGCUGGUAGACUCGGGCGUAUACAGAAACGGCCCUACAAGACACAUGCACGAUGUUUUGGGUUUUGACGGUACGGCUACACACCAUCAAGUAUUUCCGCCGCUUCAGAUGACGGCUUUGCUAACUAAGAGGGGUUCAACAGGUGUUCGACCUGCAUACUAUCGCUGGGCAGCCCGAGAGCAAAUCUCCCAUUAUGACACUGUUUCCAUGACCAACGGAACCGUGACCAACAUCACCGCCCAGGAGAACAACACCUACUUUACCGUAACCGGUACUUACCAGGACAACGAGGAGAAGACUCUGACGGCCCGCAAGGUCGUCCUCGGCACUGGGCUCAAGGACCUCCUCCCCGACACUCCCGGUCUCAUCGAGAACUGGGGCAAAGGAAUCUACUGGUGCCCCUGGUGCGACGGCCACGAGCAUGCGGACCAGUCCAUCGGUCUGCUCGGUCCCCUGACAAGUGUCCCGGGUACGGUUCGCGAAAUCCUCACUCUCAAUAGGGACAUCAUUGCCUUUGUCAAUGGCACCGACACCCCUUCCAACCGUGAAGCCACCGAAAAGGACAAUCCUCGCUGGCAGGAUUACCUGAAUCUACACAAUGUGACGGUUGAGAACCGCACUAUUGCCUCAAUAGAGCGCCUGAAGAAUGGCUCCAACCCCAAUGCCGACCCCAGCCUGCCUUCGUACCCGGAGUACGAUCUGUUCCGUGUCCACUUCACCGACGGGGACUCCGUCACCCGGGCCGCCUUCCUAACCAGCUUCAAGCACAAGCAAUACUCAAACGUCGGAGAGGAAGCCGGCGUUGUAUUGUACGGCGAGAAGCUAGGCGUCGACCCUACAAAGGGUCUUGUCACCAACGUUCCUGGAAUCUACGCCAUUGGCGACUGCAACUCAGACAAUUCGACCAAUGUACCGCAUGCGUUGUACAGCGGGAAGCGGACCGCCGUCUUUUUACAUGGUGAGCAUGCCCUCCCUCCUCUGCAGAAAUUCGGAAGGAAGGAAAAUUACUAA